GGCACUACCUUAAAAAUGGUUGCGCUCUACACCACGUGACGCGAUUCCUGGAAAGUUCUUGGAAAUCGGUAUUUUGUGUGUAGCUGUGGGUUUAAUGGGGAUUUGGUUAUUAAAAACACAUACCGAAGGAAAGGGAUUCAACGCCGCGGAAAAGACUGUCAUUGGGAUCUCUACCAAAAACAAGACAUUCUGCAUGGUAUUUUAAAUCUUAACAUUACCAGCAGUGAGCGAGUCGUGCCGACUUGCCUGCCUCGGUCGCGAGACGUUGUCAUUGCCUGUUUUGCACCACGGGUUGGAAAAAUAUUCAGAGUUAGUUUGCCAUCUCGCCAAAAUGACAACUGAUUGAUUAGCCCGCCAGAACAUAAAUAAUACGACAUGGAAAUCCCUAACUAUGUAAUCUGUCAUCUUUCAGUGUGAUCGACAUGGCUAAACUAGCUAGCUGUUCCCUAGAAGUGUAUAGCUAACGAGCGGUUUUGUGCUUUGUUUAUUCAUCUUAGUCCCCUUUCUUUAGGGAGAAGUGGUUUUGAAUUAUCAUCGGUAGUCGUUUGGUGCUGGAUCCACUCGCAAAUAGGACGAUACAUACAAUUCAAGAAGAAACUUGCAGAAGAAACUGGUUUUGCGACUGUGGGGAAACUGCCUGUCUUCUGUGGAAUAUUUUUUUGCAUUUGUCGGAUGACUUUUGGCCUACGUCUGGGCAAUUUCGGGUGGUUCCCCAAUGACCUGCCACUCACCCGAAUCCACGGAGACCAUCGAAAACGAGAGAAGAACGGAUACCGACUCACGAGUUGUAGAUUCCGACGAGACACGCAUCGCUCAGACCAUGAAAGACCUUAAAAAUACAGGCUGGUACUGGGGCAGCCUGACUGCCAACGAAGCCAAAGAGAUUCUCCAGGAUGCAUCGGAGGGCACCUUCCUGCUGCGAGACAGCUCCCAGAGGGACUACCUGUUCACCAUCUCUGCCAUGACCUCCGCCGGCCCAACCAACUUGCGCAUCGAGUACAAGGAGGGGAAGUUUAAACUGGACUCGGUGGUGCUGAUCAAGCCCAAGCUCAAACAGUUUGACAGUGUGGUGCACCUGGUGGAACACUACGUGCAGCUGUCCAGGACUACCAGUAAAAGGCCGUCGUCAGGGGCGUCGCAGUCCCUGGCCCCACCCAACGGGACAGUUCAGCUGCUCCUGACCAAGCCUGUGUACACUGCCACGCCCUCGCUACAGCACCUGUCCCGGAUCGCCAUCAACAACGCCACCAGGCAGGUGCAGGAGCUGCCUUUACCCAACAGGCUAAAGAACUACCUGACGGACUACAGCUACAAUGUAUAGUAGGACUACAAAUCCCAGAUGUGGUGUGGGAUAUAGAGCACUGCACCUGCCAUGUAGUGGCUGUCAGACUAUCACCCAGUCUGAAGUCUACCUUUAGCCCCAACCACUAGACAUGGCUUGAUGGCCCCCGUACUUCUGGAAGGAUUGAUGUUGCGUAAUAUGGUUAGAGCCAAGUCAGUCAACUAGUCCUCAGGAAGCUAGGUGGAAUUUCUCCCAUAUUACUUCACCCUUCCAGUUCAUUUAGAGCUACAGUUGUUCAUCAAAAAGGGCUUAGAAGUUGGAGCUAAGGGUUGAUUUCAGACCCGGGUCAUGUUCAUAAUCUCUGAAACUGCUACAAUUUUUUGUUCAAGUGGUGGUAUACCCUGCCUGCAGAACAGCUCAGGUAACAGUGUUUCAGACCCUUCUGAACGAGACCCAGGAGGGGUGGCAGUUAGCGCACUUUUUUUUUUUUUUUCCUUCUUGUUUCAAAGCUUUGUUACUUUUCAUAAUCUGCCUCAUGUCUGUGACAUGAGCAUCUGACACGGUGUCCACUUUCAUUCUGAAUUAUGUUUUAGUUUGUUCAUUUUUUUUUUUUUUUUGUACUGUAAUCAUAAGGUGCGGUGCUGGGGUGUCGAACUACAUGUAGGGGAACUAACUACUACAUUUUUCAGUAGCUUGGAGGUAGUUUCAAAUCUUGGUAGUAUUUUCAGUGGUUAAUUACUUUUUUUUUGUGUAGCUAAUUACUGGAACUACACACAACCCCUUUUUUUGUGUAAAAUUGGCCAGAAUUUAUUUUUUUGCAUCAGACCUACUUAACUAUCACUUGAAAGCGUUUUGGUGUUUAAUAGGGCUGAAUAUUUGACUCCAGGGUGAUUUUUCACGUAGUAGUUUGGAUGUAGUGAACACAUUUUUCAAAAUCACUUUAGUUAAGUAAGCUAUAAGUGUAGCUUUUUCCAGUGCGACGUACUUGGUAAGCUAUUUUCAGACUAGCUUCCCCAACACUGAGAAUUAUAUAUAUUUUUUUUCCUCACUCAGUUCAGAUUUUGGUUUUGAUAAAGCACAAGCAAUUUACAGGCUUCAAAUCUGAUGUUGGUUUCUCUCACACUGUCUCACUCUGCCGCCUCCUGCUAAGAGGUUAAAAAUAAUUACUUUCAGGAAGUGCUCAAACCUGGAUGUUGCUCCCACUAUGCAUCAAGUGUUCUGUGAAACAUCUACUUCAUCACUGCGUUUUCUUUCAAUAGAAAAUCCCCUUGAGCAAGUCAAUGCUCACACCUCAGAACUAGACCUUUUAUUAGACACAGGCUGUAUCUAAUGUCUAGCUAUUACGGCUGUGUUAAAAGGAAUUAGCUUUCCAAGCGCAUAUUGGAUGUUCGUCCAGGGGUUUUCAUUGGAUCAACGUGAAUCUUAUUUUAAUCAACAAUUUUGGAAGUAUUUAUUGAUUGUUCUACUGUGUUUCCUAUUAAAGUUACAAAUAAAUCCUGAAAGCAUGUUUUAUCAUAGCCUCUAUUCUGCAAUAAUGAAUGUGAUGCAGGGCUGUCAUGGCGCUCCUGUGUAUUGUUUGAGUCAUUCUCUCAAUUCCUAAAAGGUUCAGUGUGAACAAUUCUCGCAGAAUAUUCCAGAAAUCACUCUUGAUACUAGAGGUUGACAGAUUGAUUUUUUUUUUUUUUUUUCGCCGAUACCGAUUUAUUGGAGGACCCAAAAAAGCAGAUGCCGAUUUAUUAUUUAUUUAUAAUAAUGACAAUUACAACAAUACUGAAUUAACACAACUUAUUAUAAUACAUCAAUAAAAUCAAUUUAGCCUCAAAUAAUUAAACAUGUUCAAUUUGGUUUAAAUAAUGCAAAAACGAAGUGUUGGAGAAGAAAGUAAAAGUGCAAUAUGUGCCAUGUAAAAAAAAAAGCUAACGUUUAAGUUCCUUGCUCGGAACAUGUAAAAGCUGGUGGUUCCUUUUAACAUGAGUCUUCAAUAUUCCCAGGUAAGAAGUUUUAGGUUGUAAUUAUAGGACUAUUUCUCUCUAUACCAUUUGUAUUUCAUAUACCUUUGACUAUUGGAUGUUCUUAUAGGCACUUUAGUAUUGCCAGUGUAACAGUAUAGCUUCCGUCCCUCUCCUCGCUCGAACCAGGAACACAUUGACAACAGCCACCCUCGAAACAUCGUUACCUAUCGCUCCACAAAAGCCGCGGCCCUUGCAGAGCAAGAGGAACAACUACUCCCAAGUCUCAGAGCGAGUGACGUCACCAGUUUGAAACGCUAUUAGCGCACACCCCGCUAACUAGCUAACCAUUUCACAUCAGUUACACCACCCUAAUCUCGGGAGUUGAUAGGCUUGAAGUCAAAAACAGCUCAAUAGUUGAAGAGCUGCUGGCAAAACGCACGAAAGUGCUGUUUGAAUUCAUGCGUACGAGCCUGCUGCUGCCUACCAUCUGUCAGUCUGACUGCUCUAUCAAAUAUCAAUCGGACUUAAUUAUAACAUAACACACAGAAAUACGAGCCUUUGGUCAUUAAUAUGGUCGAAUCCGGAAACUAUCAUCUCAAACAAAACGUUUAUUCUUUCAGUGAAAUACGGAACCGUUCCGUAUUUUAUCUAAUGGGUGGCAUCACUAUGUCUAAAUAUUGCUGUUACAUUGUACAACCUUCAAUGUUAUGUCAUAAUUACGUAAAAUUCUGACAAAUUAGUUCGCAACGAGCCAGGCGGCCCAAACUGUUGCAUAUACCCUGACUCUGCGUGCAAUGAACGCAAGAGAAGUGACACUUUCACCUGGUAAAUAUUGCCUGCUAAUCUGGAUUACUUUUAGCUUAAUAUGCAGGUUUAAAAAUAUAUACUUCUGUGUAUUGAUUUUAAGAAAGGCAUUGAUGUUUAUUGUUAGGUACAGUCGUGCAGCGAUUGUCCUUUUUUUCGCAAAUGCGCUUUUGUUAAAUCAUCCCCCGUUUGGCGAAGUUGGCUGUCUUUCUUAGGAAGAAAUAGUCUUCACACAGUUCGCAACGAGCCAGGCGGCCCAAACUGCUGCAUAUACUCUGAUUUCCCUAGUUAAAUAAAGGUGUAAAAAAAAAACUGCCAAAUCGGUGUCCAAAAAUACCGAUUUCCGAUUGUUAUGAAAACUUGAAAUGGGCCCUAAUUAAUCGGCCAUUCCGAUUAAUCGGUCGACCUCUACUUGAUACAUGAUCAUGACACUUACUGUUUUCAUAUGGUGCUUCAACGCAAAUGUAAUGUUUUCUCUGUGAGGAAACCAGAAAAAUAAAACUUAAGACUUCCUA
Salvelinus fontinalis (brook trout) is the source of this 4553-nucleotide messenger RNA. RefSeq names its product suppressor of cytokine signaling 2-like. The coding region runs from base 716 to 1321 and encodes 201 amino acids. NCBI's taxonomy places the organism in Eukaryota, Metazoa, Chordata, Actinopteri, Salmoniformes, Salmonidae. The record is from RefSeq and is a predicted model, not a curated record. Gene Ontology annotation, cellular component: phosphatidylinositol 3-kinase complex. Gene Ontology annotation, molecular function: 1-phosphatidylinositol-3-kinase regulator activity. The transcript has 3 exons. Gene Ontology annotation, biological process: intracellular signal transduction; phosphatidylinositol phosphate biosynthetic process.